Messenger RNA from Papilio machaon (common yellow swallowtail), 6153 nucleotides. It is a transcript of the gene Cb10, whose product is annotated as mucin-5AC-like. The record is from RefSeq and is a predicted model, not a curated record. NCBI's taxonomy places the organism in Eukaryota, Metazoa, Arthropoda, Insecta, Lepidoptera, Papilionidae. The transcript is spliced from 3 exons. The coding region runs from base 37 to 5961 and encodes 1974 amino acids.
AUCAUAACAUCAUCGUAGUCGGAAAGCUUCACCACAAUGAAGCUCUCGUGUGCUUUAGUGUUGACCCUAACGAAUCUUGUGAUCGCCACCCCCUACAGUUUCAGUGUCAAAGGUAGCGGCGCAUCAGCGAAAGCGGAAGCUGCGACGUCUCCCUAUGGACAAUUUGGGGUGGUGAAACCUGUUGCCUCAAAGACUAGUGGAUUUUCGGGAACUUUCUCAAAAUCAUCAUCUUCAAGUUUAGCACCAAGCAGUGCUAGCUCAAGCUCGAGUGCGUAUAACUACAAUGCUGGGCAAAUAGGAACGGCUUCACUAGGAUACGGAUCUCAGGGUUUUUUCGUACCAAAUAAAAAUGUAGUGCCUCAGGUGGUCACAGUCCCACAAGCUACUGCAUUUGCUACGGCUGGAUCUAAUAGCCAAACAGGAGCUUCAGUAAAUGGCCAAGCCACAGGAUCUUAUUCUUCUGAGAAAGGAAACAAUUUUUCAGGAAACGCGAAUAGUCCUGCAAAUGUGCAGUAUCAAUCUGCAGUACCUGAAAACAAACCUAAUUCAUACGUCGCUUUAAGUUCAGGAAUACCCAGUAAUCAAUUAAAGCCGAAUAGUUUUAACACAAACGUACCUGAAAAAGCCAAAGAAACCUUCGGUGUGCAAAGCUUUUCAAGUGAUGUGCAAAGUGGCACAGCUGUUUUUUCAACGCCCGCAGCACCGAGUAAAGAGUCUGCUUUAGUUGAAAAUGCACCAUCUUACUCCGGUGGCUUUGGCGGACCGCCAGGAAUAUUAAGUCCUCAUGAUAAGAUUUCUUCUGUCGGUGGCAAUAUCCCAGGGCAAUACACUAUCGUAUCCUAUACACCCGGAGCAACGGUAAAUGUGCCCAGCAAACAACAAACUUUACCUGUAAGUACAGUAAAUCCAUUGUACGCUCAACACGGCUACCAAAUAGAGAACACAAACCCAACUGUCCAGUCAAUAAACAAUGAAUAUGUUUAUCAAACAGAAAAUUCGAAACCUUUGUACAAGCCUGACGUAAAACCAACUUAUUCUGAUCAAAACAAACAGACUGCGUCGGGCAGUUAUAAUUCCGCAUCAAGCGAAUGGCAACACGAUGGACAGCAUGUUACCUUGCAGCCACACGCUGAAAUUGUACAAACUACCCAAAAGGAAUUAGAGCAAGCUUCCCAUUCAACUGGCCAGUUUUCCUCGCACAGUGAAAAACCUUUGGCAAUCAACAAUGAUUCGAAACCAAUUAAGAACGUUCAAAUAUUUAUUCAGCCUAUACCUAGUAAUGCACCCCAAACAGUUUCCAAACCGGUGUAUUUCACUAAUACUCAAGUUGGUUCUGAAAAUAAAAAAGAGGUAAAACCAGUUUAUCAGUUAUCUUACACUGGUGGAUUUGGCGCACCUGCAGGAGUCUUAAAACCUUCAGGCCAAACUGUAUCAAGCGGGCAAACGUUUUCUUCGUCACCCGUGAAGGUUGAACAGUUUGAGAGUUCAGCUGAAAAAUUAACAGGGCCAAAGGAAACAACAUUGAAUACUGAUUUUGGAGGGUCUCUAAAUGAAGUUAAAGAAACUGCUCAGCCUUCUUCGCAGAGCACUAAUGAUCACUCGUUUGAUAGUGGCUCCUCCUCAGCUACUUACGUUACCCCCAAACCUUCUACUUCUAGUCUUUCUACUUCUUCUCCUUCUGAAAAAGUAAGUUAUGACUACGUUUCUACAGAACAAAAAGGCACAGACCAAUUUACAGGCAAGCCGUCUGAAAGUAGUUACCCCAAUCCAACAGUUUCAUCUUGGGCACAGAAUCCGACAGUCAAUUCUUUACCAAUAAGACCAGAAUUUGAAUUGCAGAAAAAACCAACCGGUCAAAAUUUCUUUAAUACACCUUCGCCUUUUGCCCCUGAGAAAGUUUUUAGUGGAGUUCCCGUUUCAAUAGAUAACACAAAACCAACAACUCUAUCUGGUAGUUUUGGACAAGUUUCUGAUGACGUGAAGCCCACUAUUCAAUCAACCAUCACUAAUAAUGGUUUUGCUUACUCUAAUAAACCUUAUAAACCAGUUGUUGCACCCACUACACCGUAUUUUCAAGCUACAAAACAGAAAGAAUCAUCUUUCGCAUAUUUCACUACGCAACCAACACCUGUAAAUUCCUGGCAGCAAUCUACAUAUAAACCAUCUGUAGAUGGUUCUACCCCUGGAUAUUUCGAUAAACAGGAGACGUCUCCUACAAAGUAUCCUUCAUUAACAGGGUACAACACUGUUUCCAAACAAUCGGAACAAUAUCCUAGCGGAACUUAUAGUACCGUAGGCUCAACUACUGAUGAUAUUCAAGUCACUUCAAAUUUAAAUCAACAGUCCUCUGGUUAUGGUAGCACAGUUACACAAGAACCUACAGCUCAAGUAAGUUUAGCUGGUCCCACGUUAACAAGUUUUUCGCAAGAAGCGUCCUAUAAACCGUCAUUUGAAAAUUCCUUGGCAGUAAGUUCUAUCCCUCAAUUAUCUGAAAGUCCCAAGACUUCAUCACCACAAACUUCUUCAACGGGCGCAUUUACUGUCUCAAAGGAAGUAUAUAAGGUUCCAACUCAAGUUGUAAGCAAUGCCGUCUAUCCCCCCGGUAGUGUAGCGUCAGUGUUUCACCUCAUUCCAAAUUCUGAGACAUCUCAAUUCCACGCCAAUUCCCACAACCAACAUCAACAAUCAACUAACUAUGGAGAUGCUACAUCUUUUGUGACACAAAAACCAACAAAAGUUAACUUUGUUGGCCAAAGUCCCGGUGUUACUUCUGGCCCCACAUCAGCAUAUUUUCCGCAGCAACCCAACAAACCAAUAGUCGCAAGCUCUCUAACGACUAGUUCAGUGUCUGGAUCAUACGUCAAUUCUGACGUAUCCCCAACGCAGAAACCCUUUUUUACCUAUAACUUGCCAAAAGAAACUGAGGUAAUUCCGUCUGACACCUCCAGCAAUGUAGAUUCGACAGUAGGGACCGCAUUCGAGUUUAAUUCCAAUGCGUACUCUGGAAAACCCCAAACUCAAUUUAAUAUAUCCCAACAAUCCGUAGAAUACAAACCUACUUCGUUUGUUACGCAAAAACCAACAGCUUCCGUUAAUCUUGCCAGUCAGACCUUUAGUACACCUGCUAUUUCUCAAUCUACAACAUUUUCGCAACAAUCACCAAAAAAGCCAUCAGAUGAUAAGUCUGAAGGAACUAGUCCAUCAAAAAAUCCUCAAUAUCAAAUUUACACGAAACCGACGACAGAAACACGGCCUCAGAAGCAAUCAAAUGUGUAUUCAAAUGCCUUUGGAACAUUAACAGGAGCAGUUAAACCAUCAAGCUAUUCUUCUCCUAGUUCAACUGGUUACCCGGGGUGGUCAUCUAAUUCCUGGUCUGGCCCUAGUUAUCUAACUGGAUCUAAUGACAAACCUCAACAAACAAAUUAUUUGAAUCCGAAUAAGCCUACAGUGAGUAGUUUACCAGAAAAAAAAGAGAAGGUAAUUCCCACCAACCCUACUGAAAAACCCUCCUUACCAGUUGCAUCUACAACUGUAGUACAACAAAGUUCUUCAAGUAUCACUAACCAGAAAGAAAUAGAACUAACAGCUACUCCUGCGUCAGGAUCUGGCACCACCUAUUCGAAGCCAACUUCUCAACCAAUUGUAAGCAACAGUGAAGUGUCCUACACUUCUUUUGCAUCUCCCAAACCGACGAAGCCAACAAAUCAAUUUUCGACAAGCAAUCCCUCAGUAUCUACUUUUGGGUCCUCUAUUUUCUCUCAAGUGAAACCUCAAUACCAGUUUUCUACGAUUCAGCCAGUUACACAGAAAAAACAAUGGUACACUAAUAAUUACGGAACAUUUGGAGCAGUAAAACCAUAUAGUUAUCCAGGUUUUACUUCUUCAUUUACUACUUUUGGACAGGGUUCAGUCGGAGGAUUAUAUGACAAAACGAAACAGACCACUCAAUAUUCUUCAACAGGUCAGUACAAACCUACUUCGACAGGUCAAUACAAUCCAUCUCUGACCGGCCAGUACAAUCCUGUAUCAACAGGCCAGUAUAAACCUACAUAUAACUGGGGAAUUGCGGGUCAAUCACAAUUCCAGAAGCCUUCUAAUCAGCCUACCCAAACCGGAGGUUCUUAUGUUUCCACCUACACACAAACUACAGGUAAACCAUUUGUAACUUCGUCAUCUUUCGAUAAACAGAAGGUCAGUGGCGGAGCUCCUGUUGUAAAUCAAAAAGAACCCAGUAUUUCAAGUAGUUUCGCGUCAUCCACUGGUGUCGCAAAGCCCACAAACCAACCUUCUGCAUUAUAUGCUUCCCAAAAACCGACUUCUAGUGGAACGUUAUUUGAAUCAAGUACUGGAAACCCUUCAGUAACAAAUGUUUCAGAUAAAGAAAAAGUUACCUCUUCCAUCGUUUCUACGACCUCAAAAUACGACGCACAAAAACCUGUUAAUCCUACAGUUCAAACGUUGUCCAAUACAUACGUAACGUCUUCUUUCAUAUCGGCAAAACCUACAGCAAACUUCCAAACUACAGGAACUCCACUAUUAGAAAAUAAACCUACGUAUACUUAUACUGUACAACAGCAAAGUGUUCCUUCUGAACAAACUGUUGCGCCUACUAAGGACGUUGAAGUUGGUCAGUCAAUUAAACCGGUUUGGUCUUAUUCAAAUCAAAAGGACUCUUCAUACACGAGUACUACUGAGGUAGCAACAAGUAAUUUAAAUCCUACCCAAUCUGUCGAUGGUAGUGAUAAUUCUCAGUUUGUUGACAAAACACAGGCAAGUCCGGUAAGACCGACAAGCUUUGUUAAUUUUGUUGGGCAAAAACCUUUGAACCCAUUUAAUGGACAAGUAGGUUUAACAAAUCAAACUCCUAGUCCAGGUGCGCAAAAUAAUCCGUCUUAUCAACAAUCAAGUGAACCAUUUUCAUCAGCAAGCAGUAGUGGUUCUGCAACUUCACAAUUUUCGCAAAUCCCCAGUACUGCAUAUUUCAAUUCUAAACCCGAUAAAGUUCAAUAUACCUUUGAAAAUGUACAAUCUGCUUAUAAACCAACUUCAGUAGCUGGAUCAAUUACCAGUUUUGCAAAUCAGCAAAAUACUAAACCACCAAUUACUGCCCCGUCCCAAGAAAACUAUUCAAAUGAAGCAGAAGCUGGUCCAACCAAGCCACCGGGUCAAUAUUGGACUCUUAACUCACAAUCAGAGCCACAGCAAACUACUUUUCAGACCACAAAACCAAAUAUAAAAAUAACUGUGGUAGGUAAACCUAAUAGCAAUAUUGUUAGCCCGACAUACUCUGGUGGUUUUGGAGGACCUUCAGGUAUUUUAAAGCCAAAUGAAUUUGGUAUAUCCUCAAACCCAGGGAAUACUCAAUCUCAAUUCCAAGCAGCUUCGGGUGCUUACACCGGUGCAAAGGUAGAUUCCAUUACAGCUUCGUAUUCAGGGGGAUUCGGAGCAUCAUCGGGUUUACUUAAACCAGAUGAGAAAUACAGCAUUCAGCAUGUCGGACAUAAUAAUCCCUCAUCAAAUGGAUUCCAUGCUGGCACAAGUCAAGGCGGAGCUCAAACAAGUUAUGUAGAACCUACAUUCUCAGCUUCAGGAGCUUAUGAAAACAUCAAAGAACAAACCGGCUAUGGUGCUCAAGUAUCCUCUGAAGUGCAAGGAACUUCUGUAACAAAUGUUGAACCUAGUACUACAACCAAUUCUGAAGUAAAUUCUGCAACUAAUGCUGCCGCAAAUGGAUUUGCUAAUAACAAUGCAUAUGCAAGCAGUUCUGGAGCGGUUAAUACUGGCACCACGUUUAGUGGACAAUCUGGUAGAAUAAAUGGAUUCAGUGCAAAUGCCAAAGGAUCUGCCACUGCCAGUGCAACAUCUUCAGGUUCCGGAGGAAGCAUUACUACUUUUAAUCGUCCUUUAAGCACAUUUACUGGUUCGCCUGGAGAUAUUGCUCGUCUCUUGGGCAGACGAUAAUUUUAAAUGAUAAAAAUGUAUGCGCCUACAAAACCUGACUUCGACGUAUUUCCUGCAAAUUGUGAAGUUAUAAUAUGUUUACAAAAAACCUUUAUAUAAUUGUUUCAUUGUGCCAUAGUCUUAAUUUGUUAAUCUUUAUUGUACACUAUAAAAGGAACCGUAUGUGAAUACUGUUAAAAAAUUUUACAAUUU